AUGACAGAAAUAAACAAAUAUGAGUCCAUCAUUACAAUUCUAAAAAAUUUGAACAAUCCUAAACUCGCUUCACAAUGUGAAUAGCAACUCAAUCGUCUGCCCUUCUUCAGCUUUUACAAAUAGGUCUUGAAAACAGACACAUUCACUCAAAGUGCAUUCAAGUACAGCUAACUUCUCUACUUGAAAAAAGGAUAAGUCUAUAAGCAUUAAGGUACAUCUCAGGUAUCUAAAUAGCCGACUCCGUUGAAAGUGUGCUAAUAUUGCUUGAAGGGUCGUUGUCUUUGAUUAAAACUGAUCAGAAGAAGCAAAAACUUGUUACUAAAUUAUAACCACCAGAACACCUUUUUCAAGCAGAAAUAUAUAAAAAGACUGCCUUUUCUAAAUACAAAAUAAUGGCCCUCACUGAUUGUACGGCUAUCUCAUUAAGUUUCAUUUCGAUCCAUGAGGUAUGUGCAAUAUUAUAGUUAGAUAUCAGUCUACGGAUUCUAAUUUGCAAAAUACAAAGAAGAAGUGGAAUAUUUUAGAAUACAAUUUCCAGAUAUUAAGCCAAUUGAAUUUAUUCCUUUUAUUAAGAAAUUGAAGAAGGAAAAUUUUUUGAAUAAUGUCAAAAUUUAUUCAGCCAAUCAAUCUGCCAAUAAAGUCUAUUUCAUCAUCUCGGGAGAAGUGGAAGUAUGUACAUGCAAUUGAAAUUACUCCUAGAUCUAUGCUGAGAAUGAGGAUGGCAAACUCCAGAGAGUUACAAUUGCUUGUGACAAUGACAGUUUUGGAGAAGAGGCAUUCUCGAGUUCUGUCCCCAGAUUAUACAAAUAUACAGCUAAGACCUAAUAUUUUAAGAAGACAACCGCUUUUGUUUUUGAAGUAAAUAUUAAAUUGUAUUAGAUUGAUGAUUAUUGCCACACGUAUGCCCCCAAUCUCAUUAAACAAUUGGAGGACAAAAUGAAACUGAAGGAAAAUCUCAUUCUUUAAAAGAUCAAGUAGACACAAACUCAAACAAGCACUUUGCCAACGAUAAUUCAUGGAUCUCUCAAAAAACCAUUUGAACAGUAAUUCCAUAUAUUCUAUUCUUUGCAGAUUCCUGCACAUUGCAUCACCAAGAUCGAAGGCGUCAUCCAUAAAAAUCAAUAGGGCCAUCAGUCUCAAUGAUGGAGGAUUGUUCAAUUUCAUGGAACUCAACAAUCCAGGGAAAAAUCAUAUGAGACUGUUUGAAUAACAUGUGAAUCGAUAGUUAAUAAAGGAGAGACACGAGGAACAUGGGAGUUUAUCGAGAGACAGAACGAAGUCUGUGGAAUUCUAGAAACUAUGGAAUCUAAAUUAGGAUUCUAAGAAACUACCUCAAAUUAAAUAACAUUGA
This is a messenger RNA of Paramecium octaurelia, 1351 nucleotides long. NCBI's taxonomy places the organism in Eukaryota, Ciliophora, Oligohymenophorea, Peniculida, Parameciidae. The record is from the annotation of a GenBank genome assembly.